AAAAAAAUAUAUCAAUCUUUUUGGGUUGUGCGGAAUGUUUGCGAACGCAUUCCAAAGUGGUUUUAUCACGGUUUUUUAUAGUAUCGGCUCUAGUCCAUUAAAUAUUUGGGACAAACAAGUAAAAAAUGGUCACAUCAGACGUGUAGUCGACGAUGAAGUCAAAUCUCUAGUUCUAGAAAUAUCAGGAACCAACGUUGCAACAACUUACAUAACAUGCCCGAUAAAACCAAGAGCCUCACUUGCGAUCAGAUUACCAUUUUUAGUAAUGAUCGUCAAAAACAUGAAGAAAUAUUUCAGUUUUGAGAUACAAAUCUUAGAUGAUAAGGAUAUGCAUCGAAGAUUUAGAGUGUCAAAUUUUCAGUCGACGACGAAAGUUCGUCCUUUUUGCACGACGAUGCCAAUUGGAUUAAGUUGUGGUUGGAAUCAAAUCCAAUUUAAUUUGGCCGAUUUCACUCGCCGAGCUUAUGGUACUCUUUACUUGGAAACGAUGCGCAUUCAAGUUCACGCAAACGUUCGCAUCCGAAGGAUAUAUUUCGCCGAUCGUCUUUAUAGCGAAGAUGAAAUGCCCUCUGAAUACAGAUUGUUCGUUCCGGUUGGUUCGAAGAAAGACGCGAAAGAUAAAGCCACCGAAAAAGCUUCAGAAGCAGCUAAAGAUAAACCUGCAGAUGCUCCUGCUGAACCAACAGCGGCUCCACCAAGCCCAGCUGAACCAGCAAGUGAAGAGGUACAAGUUCAAGCGCAAGAUUUAAGUGAAAAACCUGAAACGGCUACAACAGAACCACCUACAACCGAGGGAGACGGUGCAGCAGCUCCUGAACCUUCCGAAGCUGCACCUGAAGCUGCUCCAGCAGAGGGUGAAGCCCCAGCGGAAGCUCCAGCUGAGGGUGAAGCACCCGCAGAAGCUCCAGCAGAAGGAGAGGCUCCUGCGGAAGCUCCACCGGAAGGUGAAGCCCCAGCAGAAGCUCCAGCAGAGGGUGAAGCAGCUGCUUAAGGUGGAGAGUAGGUUUAUUUUAUAAUUCAAAAUGAUUUUUUUUGAAGUAAAUGAAAAUAUUAAAUAGUUUUGAAUAACAA
Onthophagus taurus is the source of this 1071-nucleotide messenger RNA. RefSeq names its product cilia- and flagella-associated protein 20. The record is from RefSeq and is a predicted model, not a curated record. Lineage: Eukaryota; Metazoa; Arthropoda; Insecta; Coleoptera; Scarabaeidae.